Phialemonium atrogriseum is the source of this 770-nucleotide messenger RNA. RefSeq lists its product as uncharacterized. Lineage: Eukaryota; Fungi; Ascomycota; Sordariomycetes; Cephalothecales; Cephalothecaceae. The coding region runs from base 95 to 613 and encodes 172 amino acids. The transcript has a single exon. The record is from RefSeq and is a predicted model, not a curated record.
UUGAAAUCUGUCAUCCGUUUACCUUCCUCAAAGCCAAACCUCACCGAAAUUCGUCAAGUCAACACAAAACAAACCAACCCCAGCCGCCAGCACCAUGCAACGUUUCCCCCUACGCCUACGACCAACCCUCCUGCCACCCCUCGCAGCACAAGUCCACCUCCCGCCCAUAACCACACACACCCCAUCAGCCCGCGCCAUGUCCGCCGCGACCAAGUCCUCCCCAGCCGCAUCCUCGGGCCCGAGCGCCGAGUCGGGCGGCUCGCGAUCCAAGACGGCAGCCGAGGAGCACAACAACAAGAACAACGGCAACGCGACACCAGGGGCGAUCCCAGACGCGCUGGCCGAGGGGCGAGUGCGGGGCCGGACGGGGGGCGGGGAGCCGCUGGAGGGGUCCGUGAGCGCGCCGCCGCGGCCCAAGAUCACGAACGCGAGCGUGCCGGGGGACAAGGCGGGCGGGAACGGGGGGCCCGCCGAGGGACUGACGGGGGAGCAGAGGAGGGAGGUGGAGGAGCAUAAUAGGGAGUUUGAGGCGAGGCAUGAUCGGGCUGGGAGGGCGGAGGAUGAUCGGGUUGAUAAGAAGUUUUGGAAGGGGGGAGGGGGGAGGGGGAAGUGAGCGGGGGUUUACCGUCCCGAUUUGAGAGGAGGCGUUGCUGCAUCCUGGCUAGAAUGGCAUCUUUGGUUCGAACGGGUCGGUUUUUGGGUCACUUGUGCUACCGUGAACUCGGAUGUUCUUGGGGGUAAAUUACUUGGCGAAGCUAGAUACAAGGUUC